AUGAGCAAAAAGUUGACAAGUGAGAUUUGCAGAUUUUACCCUAACUGCAAAAAUGGAGAGAAAUGCCCCUAUACUCAUCCAACAGGAACUCAAGCCAAUCAAACCUCUAGUUUAUUCGGUUAAGGUAGUUCAUUAUUUGGUAAGAAUGAUGAACUAGACGAUUAAUUUUUAGGAAACAAGAAAGAAAUUGAGUGCACCUUUUACAAAAAGAAUCUUUGCAAUAAAGGAGAUGCAUGUGAUGGAGACAAACUUUAGAGUAGUUCAAUAUUUGGUUAGACUCAAACAAAUCUAUUUGGAAGUAGUGCUAUUAACAUUAGCCCUUUUGGCUAGCCUUCUGGAUUCAACAACUCAUCAUCUACUGGAAGCAUAUUUGGCUAAAGCUAAUCUUUAUUCGGGGCCAAACCAUUUGGCUAAACUCAAUAAGCACCAGCUAUUUCAACUCCAACUCUAUUUGGUAAUCAACCAUCUGUAUUUGCUGGUCAAACCUCCUUAUCAUAAACAUCAACAUUCGGCACAAUAAAUAAUACUUCUUCUAUAUUUUCAGUCGGGACAAAACCAAGUUUCCUGAACACAAUAGUAAAGGUGGAAACUAUCGAGGCAGAUGAUUAAGAUCAACCUCAAGCAAACUCCUAGUAGGCUACUCAAGGAGUCUCUGAAUAAUAAGAACAGAAAUAGCCAGUUAAUCCUUAAUAAAACUCUGCAUUAUCAAAAGAGGAAUAAAGAAAAAAGGCUUUAUAGGCAGCAUUAACCCUCAAAAAUUAAUAGCAACAACAAUAAUAACAAAUAGCUUAAAUUUAGUAAAAAGAGUAAGAAAUUUAGAAAGAAGUAGUUUAGGAAUCGAAACCUCAGAUAAAGGAUUUUAAUGCCUCUACAAUAAUAGAAGAGCAUAAGCCAGUAGCUCAAUUACAACCCCAGCCAAUAAAUGUAAACUCAAUGGAUGCUAAUUAGCUCAAAUAACUGUAAUAACAAAUUCUUCAGGGUAAAUAAUAAUAAAAAAUGAAAGGUAAAUAGCUCCAACAAAAGCCAUAAUAAUAGUAGUAAAACUCUUAAAGAAAAGUAGAGUAGAUUAACCCAAACACAGUAACUCCAGUUAAUUAAGCUAUACAGAAUCAAUAAACUUAGCCACCUUAAUAAUUACAGCCAAAAUUACUAGAUAUCUAAAAACUUCAACAGGAAAAACUAGCUAAGUAAGAGCAAUUAAAGAAAGCAGCUUUAGAGUAAAGGAACAUCUUACUAGCUUAAAAGUAACAAUAAGAAUAAGUUGAGCAACAGAAAUUAGCAGAAUAGCAAAGAUAAGUUGAAUUACAAAAAUAAGCAGAAUCUAAGCAAGUAACAAUAAUAAGAUAAGUCAUCAUUUCUUCUAAUGAGGAGCAAUAACAGCAAAUUCCUUCAACAAUUUUUGCCAAUUAAGUUUAAAAUCAUGUUAAUCAGGAGCCUAAAUAAGUAGAAGAAGAGAAAGUACUUGCUAUAGAAAAAAAUGACACAGAAAUGAAAGAUAUCGAUAAGGUUGACACAGACAAUAAUGAGGUAUAGUUAGGGAAAAGAAAGUCUUCUGAGAGAGUUGAAAAUAAUGAGGUGGAAGAAGAGUAAGGAUCUAGAAAGAGAUUCAAGUCAGAUGAAAUAUCUGCAAGUUAGAGCGAGGAAAAAGAAGUCACAGCAGAAAAGGCUGAUUAGGAAAUGGAAAUGAAGGAGUCAGGUACUUCUGAAUAAAACAACGUUCAGUAGCUAUAAGGACAAGGCCAAGUUCAAGCAGAUAAUAAAGAGGAAGAAAAAAUGCAAAUUGAAUAGUAGUCACCCAUCAAGCCAUUAAUCUAAACUAAUCCAAUUGCUGAAAAGUCCAUGAUAUAAAUGAAACCUAUUUUUGGAUCUCAAACAACUUUAUAAAAAUUAAGUAAUCCAGAAAAUGAAAAUAAGGACAAACCACUUUUAGUCUAGUUCAAUGACUAUUUAAAAGAGAACCAAUCCUCUAUAAAAUACGAUAGAAAGUAAUUCAUUAAAAGCUACAGUAUUUUCAGAAAACAAGGUAUUGCAACAGAUAAUGACUAUGAAGAGAUAGACUUUGAAGCUCUUGUUAAAGAAUAGAAUAAACCAACUAUUACUUUCAAAGAUAUUCAGAAAGUUUAUUCAACUAUCAUUGAAAAGUAAUAGCUGCCCUCGAAUGAUUAGAUAUCAGAAGAUAAACAAAUGGAGGAAUCUAAAGUAGAGGUUCAGGAAAAAAAUAACUUGCAAACUGAGGAAGCUCCUCCUCAAUAAAACGUAGAUAGCAUACAAUAGGAAUAAAAAAGAGCCUCUGAAGAAGAAGAGAAAUAACAUCAACUAGUACCUUAAAAUCCACCAUCACUAAAUGAUUAAAAUUUAACUUAGCAUUAAUAGGAAUAAAAAUAAGAAUCCAUAGAAAAACCUCAAUAAUAACAACAAUAACAAGCACCAUAACAACCUGUUGCUCAGGCAAAGCGAAAAGUUACCUAAGAAUAGAUUAUGAAGGAAAUCGAGGAUUUCAAUUAGCUUAUGGAUAAAGUAUAAAAGAGAUUUAACUUAAGACUUCCAUAGUUAGAUGAAGAGUAAGAAAGAGAGCAUGAGCGAUAUGUAUCAUUCUCAACCAGAGUGGAAAGCCUAGUAGAGUUCUUUGAACUUCAAACUGAAAAAAUCGCUGAGAGACUGCGAUUAAGAUAGAAUCAAGCUUGA
Molecule: messenger RNA, 2685 nt
Organism: Stylonychia lemnae
Lineage: Eukaryota; Ciliophora; Spirotrichea; Sporadotrichida; Oxytrichidae
Source: the annotation of a GenBank genome assembly